AUGACCAGCUGGCCAGGAAGUAAAGCAACAUCUGGUGUGCUUCUGCUUUAAGAAGAAUUGCAAUACAGCUAUUUUGAACUAGAAAGCAGUGGCCUGAGGGAUGAGAUUCGAUAUCACUAUAUACACAAUGGGAAGCCCAGGACAGAGGCACUUCCAUACCGCAUGGCAGACGGACGAUGGCACAAGGUUGCACUGUCAAUUAGUGCCUCUCAUCUCCUGCUCCAUGUUGACUGCAACAGGAUUUAUGAGCGUGUGAUAGACCCUCCGGAGGCCAACCUUCCCCCAGGAAUCAAUUUAUGGCUUGGCCAGCGCAACCAAAAGCAUGGCUUAUUCAAAGGGAUCAUUCAAGAUGGGAAGAUCAUCUUUAUGCCGAACGGCUACAUAACACAGUGUCCAAACCUAAAUCGCACUUGCCCAACCUGUAGUGAUUUCUUGAGCCUGGUGCAAGGAAUAAUGGAUUUACAAGAGCUUUUGGCCAAGAUGACUGCAAAACUAAAUUAUGCAGAGACAAGACUGAGUCAAUUGGAAAACUGUCAUUGUGAGAAGACCUGUCAAGUGAGUGGACUGCUCUAUCGAGACCAAGACUCUUGGGUAGAUGGUGACCACUGCAGGAACUGCACAUGCAAAAGUGGUACCGUGGAAUGCCGAAGAAUGUCCUGUACUCCUCUCAAUUGUUCCCCAGACUCUCUGCCCGUGCACAUUGCUGGCCAGUGUUGUAAGGUCUGCCGACCAAAAUGCAUCUAUGGAGGAAAAGUUCUUGCAGAAGGCCAGCGGAUUUUAACCAAGAGUUGUCGGGAAUGCCGAGGUGGAGUUUUAGUAAAAAUUACAGAAAUGUGCCCUCCUUUGAAUUGCUCAGAAAAGGAUCACAUUCUUCCAGAGAAUCAGUGCUGCAGUGUCUGUAGAGGUCAUAACUUUUGUGCAGAAGGACCUAAAUGUGGUGAAAACUCAGAGUGCAAAAACUGGAAUACAAAAGCUACCUGCGAGUGCAAGAGUGGUUACAUCUCUGUCCAGGGAGACUCUGCCUACUGUGAAGAUAUCGAUGAGUGUGCUGCUAAGAUGCAUUACUGUCAUGCCAAUACUGUGUGUGUCAACCUGCCUGGGUUAUAUCGCUGCGAUUGUGUCCCAGGAUACAUCCGUGUGGAUGACUUCUCUUGUACGGAACAUGAUGAAUGUGGCAGCGGGCAGCACAACUGUGAUGAAAAUGCCAUCUGCACCAACACCGUCCAGGGUCACAGCUGCACCUGUAAACCGGGCUACGUGGGGAACGGGACCAUCUGCAGAGGUAGGCUUGCCGCCUCAGGGGUGAGCUGUGAGCUGCCGCCCUGCCUGGGCUCAGGGUAUUCAGGUGGCAGACCCUCUUGGCCACACAGGUGGCUGAACACGGACAGGGUUCCUGUUGCUGGUUUAUCAACAGGCAAGGGCACUGUGCAUCAGAGAAAGAGAAAAAUCCUUUGGUUUAGCUUUUUUGUUGGAAAAGAAAAAGGUGAGGGUGUGGUAAGGGCCAUGGUCCCACAACUUGAUGGUUCUGUUCAGCUUUGCCUUUUGGCCCGAGUUUAUGAGGGAAGCUCUGAUUGUGAUGGGGGUUGUUCUUUCCUGGGAACUUUGCUCAGAUAG
This is a messenger RNA of Carlito syrichta (Philippine tarsier), 1614 nucleotides long. Its product is annotated as protein kinase C-binding protein NELL1-like. The transcript has 12 exons. The record is from RefSeq and is a predicted model, not a curated record. Gene Ontology annotation, molecular function: calcium ion binding; protein binding. Lineage: Eukaryota; Metazoa; Chordata; Mammalia; Primates; Tarsiidae.